Messenger RNA from Pipistrellus kuhlii (Kuhl's pipistrelle), 2802 nucleotides. RefSeq names its product SPG7 matrix AAA peptidase subunit, paraplegin (gene SPG7). The coding region runs from base 120 to 2618 and encodes 832 amino acids. The transcript is spliced from 17 exons. NCBI's taxonomy places the organism in Eukaryota, Metazoa, Chordata, Mammalia, Chiroptera, Vespertilionidae. Gene Ontology annotation, molecular function: ATP binding; metalloendopeptidase activity; ATP hydrolysis activity. Gene Ontology annotation, cellular component: membrane; m-AAA complex. Gene Ontology annotation, biological process: mitochondrial protein processing; protein-containing complex assembly. The record is from RefSeq and is a predicted model, not a curated record.
GGACCGGUGCCGAGACGCUGCGCGACCCGGAAGCCGGGUGCGGGGACGAACCGGGGAAGCCCCAGCUGCGCAGGCGCCUGAGGAGUCUCUGACCAGGCCGGCGCCGCUUCCGGGCCAACAUGGCGGCCGCGUGGCUGCUGCUGCGCGCCCUCCGGCAGGGCCAGGGGCCGGGUCCCGGGCGGCCGUGGGGCCCUUGCCUGGGCUGGGGCCUAAGUCCCUACGUCGGGGUCGGGAGGAGGUGGCCGUACUUCGUCCAUAGGACUCCCGUGGGUGUCGCCGAGGCUGGAGGCCGAGUCCUGCAGAGUUUCCAAUUGCAACUGCUAACCCCUACCUUUGAAGGGAUCCAUGGAUUGUUAUUGAAACAGCAUCUUGUCCAGAAUCCAGUGAGGCUCUGGAAGCUUUUAGGUGGCACUUACUAUUUUAAUACCUCAAGGAAGAAGCAGAAGACUAAGGACCAUGAUAAAUCCAAGGGGAGGACCCCUGAAGAUGAUGAAGAGGAGAGGAAACGCAAGGAGCGGGAGGACCAGAUGUACCGUGAGAGGCUGCGCACAUUGUUCAUCAUCGCCGUGGUCAUGAGCCUGCUGAAUGCAUUUAGCACCAGCGGCGGCAACAUUUCCUGGAAUGACUUUGUCAACGAGAUGCUGGCCAAAGGCGAGGUGCAGCGGGUCCAGGUGGUCCCUGAGAGCGACGUGGUGGAAGUGUACCUGCACCCUGGAGCCGUGGUGUUCGGGCGACCUGUGAGUGAUGACAAGGGCACGAGCGUGGAAAGACCUGGAGACGAGUGUGUAUCCUCCUUUUCACUCAGUCCCUGCCCACCCUCAUUUUUUUGGUUGUCAUAUUUUUAUGUCUUCUUAAAAGAAGAUAGGCUGGCUUUGAUGUACCGAAUGCAGGUCGCAAACAUUGACAAAUUUGAAGAGAAGCUUCGAGCGGCUGAAGAUGAGCUGAAUAUCGAAGGCAAGGACAGGAUCCCAGUUUCCUAUAAGCGUACAGGAUUCUUUGGAAAUGCCCUCUACGCCUUGGGAAUGACAGCGGUGGGCUUGGCCAUCCUGUGGUAUGUUUUUCGAUUGGCUGGAAUGACAGGAAGGGAAGGAGGAUUCAGUGCUUUUAAUCAGCUUAGAAUGGCUCGUUUCACGAUUGUGGAUGGCAAGUCGGGGAAGGGAAUCAGCUUCAAGGAUGUGGCAGGGAUGCAUGAAGCCAAACUGGAGGUCAAAGAGUUUGUGGAUUAUCUGAAGAGCCCAGAGCGCUUCCUUCAGCUUGGUGCCAAAGUUCCAAAGGGUGCACUUCUGCUCGGACCUCCUGGCUGUGGAAAGACACUGCUGGCCAAGGCUGUGGCGACAGAGGCCCAGGUGCCCUUUUUGGCGAUGGCUGGCCCGGAGUUUGUGGAGGUCAUUGGAGGCCUUGGCGCUGCCCGUGUUCGGAGCCUCUUCAAGGAGGCCCGCGCCCGGGCCCCCUGCAUCGUCUACAUUGAUGAGAUUGACGCUGUGGGCAAGAAGCGCUCCACCGCCAUGUCUGGCUUCUCCAACACAGAGGAGGAGCAGACCCUCAACCAGCUUCUGGUGGAAAUGGAUGGAAUGGGCACCACUGACCAUGUCAUCGUCCUGGCAUCCACCAACCGAGCUGACAUUUUGGACAAUGCUCUCCUGAGACCAGGCCGACUGGACCGACACGUCUUCAUCGACCUCCCCACACUGCAGGAAAGGCGGGAGAUUUUUGAGCAGCACCUGAAGAGCCUGAAGCUGACCCAGGCCAGCAGCUUUUACUCCCAGCGUCUGGCAGAGCUCACGCCAGGGUUCAGCGGUGCUGACAUCGCCAACAUCUGUAAUGAAGCUGCUCUGCACGCUGCACGAGAAGGGCACACGUCUGUUCACACUUUUAACUUUGAGUAUGCUGUGGAGCGCGUCAUUGCGGGGACGGCCAAAAAGAGCAAGAUCCUCUCAAAGGAAGAGCAGAAGAUUGUUGCAUUUCAUGAGUCAGGCCAUGCUUUGGUUGGCUGGCUGCUGGAGCACACUGAGGCUGUGAUGAAGGUCUCCAUCGCACCUCGGACAAACGCUGCACUGGGCUUUUCUCAGAUGCUCCCAAGAGACCAGCACCUCUUCACCAAGGAGCAGCUGUUUGAGAGGAUGUGCAUGGCCCUGGGUGGCCGUGUGUCGGAGGCCAUCUCCUUCAAUAAGGUCACUUCUGGAGCGCAGGACGACCUGAGGAAGGUUACGCGUAUUGCCUACUCCAUGGUGAAGCAGUUUGGGAUGGCACCGAGCAUUGGGCCCAUCUCCUUCCCUGAGGCUCAGGAGGGCCUUGCAGGCAUUGGUCGGCGCCCCUUCAGCCAGGGUCUCCAACAGAUGAUGGAUCACGAAGCUCAAUUGCUGGUGGCUAAGGCCUACAGGCACACUGAGAAGGUGCUGCAGGACAAUCUGGACAAGCUGCAGGCGCUGGCAGGCGCCCUGCUGGAAAAGGAAGUGAUAAACUACGAGGACAUCGAGGCCCUCAUCGGCCCCCCGCCUCACGGGCCCAAGAAGAUGAUUGUGCCUCUGAGGUGGAGAGAUGCGGAGAGGGAGAAACAAGACACUGGGGAGGAGGAGGCGCCUCCGCAGCCCCCGCUUCGAGGGGAGGAGCCGUCUUAGCCCAAAUAGCUGGGCCUUGUUAAUUAAUGGUGCCAUGGGGACCCAGGGAGUGUUGGUUACUUAGCUGCUCCCCAAGUUCCUUUUCACCGGAGAUUUGAACCUCAUCACCCACCCUGGUCCCUGCUGAAGGCCUUUUAAGAGGUGUUUGUUUCUGUACCUGUGAUUAUAGUAAAGACUGCAGAGG